AUGGCCAACGAACGCGAGCCUGAGAUCGUCUUGUACGACCUAGCUUGCACCAAGAACAUCUGCUUCUCGCCUGUAGUAUGGAUUAUCCGCCUCAUGCUCAACUAUAAGCAAGUUCCAUACAAGACCACCUUUCUCGAGUUCCCAGACAUUGAACCUACUUUGAAGGGACUUGGCUUGCUAUCCCAUGACUGUACGUCGAAGCACAAAUAUACGGUCCCCACCAUCCAUCACGUACGGACUAAUACAUACAUAAUGGACUCGCUACGCAUCGCGCAGUUCAUCGAGGCGACCUACCCCGACCCGCCGGUACCUCUAACCUCAGAGCUGGGAAGCGAAAUCGUGGCAAAAGCCCGCUGCGCGCUUAGCCCUGCCUUCCGUACUUCACUCAUGCCGCGUGAAAUCAACAUCCUGUCGCCUCGCUCGCAGGAGUACUUCCGGCGUACACGCGAGGCCUCGCUUGGCCAUCCGCUCGAGGACCUGCUCGUCCCGGAGAAGGAGGAACAAGCCUGGGAGGCGGUAGCGGACGCUAUGCGGGCCUUGGGCGAGUUGAUGCUCACGAACAAGGCGGAAGGACCGUUCGUGCUGGGCGCGUCGCCGGGCUACACCGACUUCUUUAUUACUGGGUCCCUCCAGACAGCCAGAGAGAUAGAUGAGGCGGUGUUCCAGAGAUGCAUCAAGUAUCCUGGUUUCAAAGAGGUCUACGAGGCUUGUCUGCCCUACAUGGAGAAAAGGGAUUAA
Messenger RNA from Pleurotus ostreatus (oyster mushroom), 738 nucleotides. RefSeq lists its product as uncharacterized. NCBI's taxonomy places the organism in Eukaryota, Fungi, Basidiomycota, Agaricomycetes, Agaricales, Pleurotaceae. The coding region runs from base 1 to 738 and encodes 245 amino acids. The record is from RefSeq and is a predicted model, not a curated record. The transcript is spliced from 2 exons.